GGGACGCGGUGACGGAGCGGCAAGAUGGCCGAGUGUGGUGUGCCGGUCCUGUUCUCCUUCUCAAGUUUCUCCCGGGCCAGCUCGGUACCGGCCGGCUCCGGUCAUGAGGUACUCAUACAGAAGUUCCUCAGUCUUUACGGCGGCCUGAUUGGAGUCCAUCGCAAGUUCAUCAUCCAGUUGGAGUCACCCGAAUGGGGCGAGUACAUCGACCUGCCCAAGGGCUUCGUCGUCAACGAGAGGUGUAAGCUGCGGCUGGUGUCUCUGCAAGUGCCGAUUACUUCGCUUGGAAACCUAGUGACUUCCAGUACUGUGUUUUUCUGUUGUGACAUGCAGGAAAGGUUCAGGCCUGCAAUCAAGUAUUUUGGAGACAUCAUAAGUGUGGGCCAAAGGCUGGUUCAGGGUGCUCACAUUUUGGGAAUUCCUGUUAUUGUCACUGAACAAUAUCCAAAAGGACUUGGGAGUACUGUAGCAGAAAUUGAUGUGACAACAGCCAAGAUGGUUGUGCCUAAGACUAAAUUUUCAAUGGUUGUACCUGUUGUGGAAGAUGCUCUGAAUGAAAUGCCUGGAGUUCAAAGUGUUGUGUUGUUCGGGGUUGAGACUCAUGUUUGCAUACAGCAGACUGCACUGGAUCUGAUUGGAAGAGGCCUUGAAGUUCAUAUUGUCGCUGAUGCAACUUCUUCAAGAAGUAUGAUGGACAGAAUGUUUGCUUUGGAGCGCCUAGCCCGCACCGGAAUUAUAAUUACCACCAGUGAAGCCAUUCUCCUGCAAUUGGUCGCUGACAAGGAUCAUCCUCAUUUCAAGGAGAUUCAAAAUCUCAUCAAAGCAAGUGCACCAGAAUCUGGGCUCCUGUCCAAAGUCUAAACAAACAGAAGCAUCAAAAUUUCCCAGUGAUGUUGUCUGGCAAACGAGUCAUCUCAUGGAAUUUGAGGCACAUUCAGUUUCAACAACCGACAAGCGCAUUAGGCUUAAGUGCUUAAAAUUGUUUGGGUACCAGUAUGAUCUUUUUGUAGUUUCAUUUUGCUGUUUGACAUGGUUGCAGGUUUUAAAUGCUACAGAUGCUAUGUAAUGGAGCGGCAUUUCUGUAAGUGUUAUCAACUGCCUAUUUAUUUGAGUGAAAAAUAAUUGUAUUACAACCCCUGAAGUAAAUUUUCUUGGUUUUGAUUACUUGUGCUCUUUGUAAAUGCAAAUACAUGUUCAAUGGAAUCACUUUUUUAAUAA
This is a messenger RNA of Stegostoma tigrinum, 1218 nucleotides long. RefSeq names its product isochorismatase domain containing 1 (gene isoc1). The record is from RefSeq and is a predicted model, not a curated record. Gene Ontology annotation, cellular component: cytoplasm. The transcript has 5 exons. Lineage: Eukaryota; Metazoa; Chordata; Chondrichthyes; Orectolobiformes; Stegostomatidae. The coding region runs from base 25 to 861 and encodes 278 amino acids.